GGGAAGAGCCGGGAGGUGACUGUCUUCCGCUGUUGCAGUCAUGGCGGACGAAGAGGAAGACCCACCCUUUGAAGAAGAUACCGAGGAGGCUGGUGGAGGCUCAGAUGGUGCACAGGGCAAAAGGAAACGGUUGUUCUCCAAAGAAUUGAGAUGCAUGAUGUAUGGCUUUGGAGAUGACCAGAAUCCUUACACUGAGUCUGUGGAUAUUCUUGAAGAUCUGGUCAUUGAAUUCAUCACAGAAAUGACCCACAAAGCGAUGUCAAUUGGACGGCAAGGACGAGUACAGGUUGAAGAUAUUGUCUUUUUGAUUCGUAAAGACCCACGGAAGUUUGCUCGUGUGAAAGACUUGUUGACCAUGAAUGAAGAACUGAAACGGGCAAGAAAAGCAUUUGAUGAAGCAAAUUAUGGCUCCUGAUGCCUUUUGUGUGGCAGAUCUGUGGUGCUUGGAGAAGGACGAAUUUUUAUGAUGCUUUACACUGUACUUUAAGCCAGCUUGCUUCGUGUGAACCACAAGCCUACCAACAAAAACUGCUUUAGUUAACAUUAUUUGUUCAUUCAGUUGUGCCAAGAAUUCUUUUGAAUAAUUUUGUAUGUGUAUAUAAUAUAAAAUGCGUUGCCCAUUGCAGUACUUUUUCUUUUAAACACAGUGUGCUCCCAUAAUGGCCUCAUACAGUAUUGCUCUUCCAUACAACGGGGUUGUUUCAACUUUCAUUGCAAACUAUAGUUUAUGAGUAUGUGGUGAGCCCUUUCUUCACUGAGUUCAUUAAACCUCUACUAUGAAAACCUGCUAUGUAACAGGUUUCAUACCAACAUUAUUUUAAUGGCUUGAAAGUACAGUUGUUUUUAGUAUGGAGUUGUGCCUCUCCUUUCAACAGUUCUAGAACAAAUGUAGAAUAAGUCACUUUCAUGCUUAGUAAGAGAAUUCUACUCUCUAGAGGUACAUCUUCCAAGGAAAUGUAUAACUUUCUGUAUGAAAGAUGAGAAGUGCUAUACCUAGCUAUACCUACCCC
This is a messenger RNA of Gekko japonicus, 1010 nucleotides long. RefSeq names its product TATA-box binding protein associated factor 13 (gene TAF13). The record is from RefSeq and is a predicted model, not a curated record. Gene Ontology annotation, biological process: transcription by RNA polymerase II. Gene Ontology annotation, cellular component: transcription factor TFIID complex. Lineage: Eukaryota; Metazoa; Chordata; Lepidosauria; Squamata; Gekkonidae. The transcript has 4 exons. The coding region runs from base 41 to 415 and encodes 124 amino acids. Gene Ontology annotation, molecular function: protein heterodimerization activity.